Salvia miltiorrhiza (redroot sage) is the source of this 1545-nucleotide messenger RNA. RefSeq names its product uroporphyrinogen decarboxylase 1, chloroplastic. The transcript has 6 exons. The record is from RefSeq and is a predicted model, not a curated record. Gene Ontology annotation, molecular function: uroporphyrinogen decarboxylase activity. The coding region runs from base 137 to 1372 and encodes 411 amino acids. Gene Ontology annotation, biological process: porphyrin-containing compound biosynthetic process. Lineage: Eukaryota; Viridiplantae; Streptophyta; Magnoliopsida; Lamiales; Lamiaceae.
AAAACUCAUAAAAUGGUUUAUCAAUGGUCUGUCUGCCAUCAAUCACACUCCACUUUCACCUAACAAAACAGAAGUUGAGGCGAUAAGGGGCGGGGGACAAAUCCAGCGACGACUCACGCACAUCACAAUUCCUUUGAUGGGCUUCUCCACCAUUAGCAGUUCCUGCUGCGGUGUGGGCUGGAGAUACUCGAGCUUGUUUACGCCCCUGAAUUUUGUGCCCGGAAGUUUCAGUGGAGCUGCUUCAUCUCAGAAGCAAUCUCGCAUAUUCAUCUCCGCACACGCUUCUGCUUCUUCAUCUGAUCCUUUGUUGGUCAAGGCUGCAAGAGGGGAGCUAGUAAACCGACCUCCUGCAUGGAUGAUGCGUCAAGCAGGAAGGUACAUGGCUGUUUAUAGAAAGCUUGCAGAGAAAUAUCCAUCCUUCAGAGAGAGAUCAGAGACGACUGAUCUCAUUGUGCAAAUUUCUUUGCAGCCUUGGGAAGCUUUCCGUCCCGAUGGAGUUAUUAUUUUCUCUGACAUACUUACUCCACUACCUGCAUUUGGUGUUCCUUUUGACAUAGAGGAGGUGAGAGGUCCCGUUAUACAGUCUCCCAUUCGUUCUGAACAGGACUUGAAAGCACUGCACCCUAUCGAUCUGGAGCAACUGCAAUUUGUAGGAGAUUCUCUUAAGAUAUUGCGGAAACAGGUAGGGGAACAGGCUGCAGUUUUGGGCUUUGUUGGAGCUCCUUGGACAAUUGCUACAUAUAUUGUUGAAGGUGGGACGACUCGAACAUAUACAACAAUAAAAAGCAUGUGCCAUACAGCACCCGCUUUGCUAAGGAGUCUUUUGUCUCAUCUAACAAAGGCAAUAGCUGAAUACAUCAUCUACCAAGUGGAGUCUGGAGCUCAUUGCAUACAAAUAUUCGAUUCAUGGGGUGGCCAAUUGCCACCUCAUAUGUGGGAGCUGUGGUCUAAGCCUUAUAUCGAUGAGAUAGUGAGAACAGUCAAGCAGAAAUGCCCUCAAACCCCUCUUGUGCUCUAUAUCAAUGGAAAUGGUGGAUUCCUAGAACGGAUGAAAGGAACUGGUGUUGAUGUGAUUGGGCUCGACUGGACGGUGGAUAUGGCUGAUGGGAGGAAACGGUUGGGCAGUGACAUUAGUAUACAAGGAAAUGUGGAUCCUGCCUGUCUAUUUUCUCCUCUUCCUGCCAUAACCAAUGAAAUCAAAAGGGUCGUAAGCAAUGCAGGGAUGAAGGGCCACAUUCUGAACCUGGGCCAUGGAGUUCUUGUUGGUACUCCGGAGGAAGCAGUGGCUCAUUUCUUCGACGUUGCAAGAAGCUUUGAUUCUGAUUCCCCAGUCAAAAUCCAUGCAGUUGGAGAGCCCAAUAUGGUAGCUUGAGAUUUCAGUUUCAUUGUACAAAUAGACCUUUCAACCCAGGUAUGAGCUAACUAAUCAGGUUUUUGGCAGCUUAGUCUUUGGUAAUAUUCAUCAUUGUAUCGAAGAAUCAUAUGCACUUGCGCAUGAUGAUGAUCCCACUCUAUUUAAUAUUUAUUCAAAUUUCAUUAUUUCAA